Molecule: messenger RNA, 1337 nt
Organism: Mucor mucedo
Lineage: Eukaryota; Fungi; Mucoromycota; Mucoromycetes; Mucorales; Mucoraceae
Exons: 1
Coding region: 400-1158 (252 amino acids)
Source: RefSeq, a predicted model, not a curated record
UCUUUUGAUUAGUCUCCUUUUGAUUAAUCAAAGGGGAUCUUUAAAGUGGUCCAGCUUUUGUAGUGCAAUGUGCAACAUUUUUUGUGAAACCAAGUCCUUUAAGGAUGAGGCGUAUGCAUAUAUAUCUUAUGAACCAAGAAGCUAUCGGUACAGAACGUUUGAUGAAGAGACAGUUUAAUAUGAUUGUCAAUUCCAUCAAUAAUAAUCAACAAAAGGAAAGCGGUAAUAAAUUACCGCAUAUCUAUUUCAUCAUGCGGGUAGAUCACCAGACGAUUCCAAAUGAUUUGAGAAAUGCAAGUCAGUUGUUAAUAAUAACAUUGAUAACAGCAUUUUGUAAUCCCCUCUUUUUUUUUCUUUCUCCCUUUUGUUAAACAUAUUUUUAUUUUCGUGAAAACAAGAAUGACUACCACACAAGAUUUCCCAAUUGCAUUUGCCGAACAGAAAGAAAACUCUUCUGAUACAAAGGUGUACCGUGAAUGGCUUGAAAACAGUUCUGAAUUUCCCAUUUUGCCUUCUUCCUCAUCAGUUAAUGAACAUAACUUGACGAGCGGAAGCUGGGAGCUUUUGCAAAGAAGAGAGGUUCAUGAGGAUGAGGGACAGCAUAUCUUGAUCCCAUUGGAGGAAGACAACGAAUGGUCAAAGUUGAAUACAACGUUUGAGAAGAGUACGCUGUACUCAGAAGUCAUGGAAAUGAAUGCAGCAGAAUUACAACCAAAGACAUAUAGUAUACAAUCUAUUUGGAUAAAUGAAUCAACACCGACACCCGCAACAGCAGCUGACGACGACAAUGAUAGUGAUUACGAGGAUGACUUGGGCACCGAAUUGAUUGAUGACCAAAAAUCACAAAGCCGAAGAGCAAAUAGGUUAUCAAAUCGAAGACAAAUUCAUGAUUUAAAGACAGUCGACGGAUAUGUUAAAGGUAUUUAUGCCAUUGCUACAGCAAAGGAUGGGGCGAAAGCAUCUUCCACAGUCGAUAGGCAAAUUAAAACAAGAAGUGCUCAUGGAAGAUCUGAUAAGGAGAACGCAUUGGUGCUAUGUGCCAAGUAUUCUCACAACAUGAAGAGGCGUACUUUUAAGCAUGUAGGAAAUAAGAGACAAUCGUCCCAUAAAGACCAUUGUGAAUUCUCUGUCCAUUCUGAUAUCUCGGUUAAAUUGUAAACUAUAGUUUACAACUCCUCUACCAUUUUUUUUUUUCACAAUAUCCAACAUACUACGUAAUAAAUUUACAUAAAAGAACAAAUGUGUGCUAUUUUUUUUUCUCAAAUCAGAGGUCAUAGUUGUAUCAUCCAAACAGUGACAUGUGAAUUACGAAUUUUUUUAAAGCUCAGAAUACCCAU